AUGGCUGCCAGCAUACUCCGCUUGCCGACGGAGCUCUUGUUGCGCAUCGCAACAGAAGCUGGCGUGUCAGCGUCGUGUGCCCUAGAAGCUACAAGUCGAGAUCUGCUUGCAGUUCUAAGACUGCACGAGGACUAUGUCUGGCGCAUACAUGCCAUCGAGCUUACCCGAGAGCUGGGAGACCCUGGAAGCACGAGCAAUGCCAAGUCGAGCACUUGGCGCAUUAAUGAAGUCGACAGCCUGGAUCAGCUGGUCAAGAUGCGUGAGACUCAUGAUCUCUCCACAUGGUCAGUCGUUCGCUCAUGGAGGGAAUAUGGUGAGCUUCAAAUUGUCUCGUUCAUUUGUAAGCGAUCGAGUUGUAGACUGAAAAUUGCUGCUGCCACACAGCCCAAGUACACAUCGCCACGGAACGCAAUUGGUUGACCGGUGAGCCUCGCGUGAAAGCUACGCUGCUACCAACGGAUCCUCCCGGCCCGCCUUCCCCUAUAAAUUGCCAUCUUUGGCGCUUCAGGCCUGACUUUGAGGAGCGCUACGUCAUCUCCACGAGCAUAACUCUUCCUGGCCAUCAUUUGGCGGGCGCGAUCACUAUCGUGGACCUGGAUACAGGGGUGCUGCUAUCGUCGGUCGAGACGCAUUUCCCGUACCAGCACCUGGAGUAUGAUGCUCGUGGGAAGGCCUUUGUUGUUAGUACUGGAGGCGAUGGCUUGCAAGUAUGGCGACGCACCCAAGCCGGUGGUACGGAUGCAACAGGAGCAUUUCAGACACCAGCUCCUCAUCAUUUUGGCCUCUCACCAAACUCUGGCUUAGUCACGGAAGUUGGGCCGAAAUGUCCAUCUGACCGACAGGUCUGCUUUCAGCGCACUGACAUUCUGCCGCACGACAAGCGUGUUAGAGGGUUUCAUCUCAGAUGGCCGUAAGUGCAUCUUCGGACACUUCGUCAGAAGGAAGACAGCUCACUCUCGUUCACACACGCCCCGAAGUAUCCUAUGCGUCGUAUCGGACGAAGGCAUAGGGUGGAUCUGGAGUGAGUAGACUCGAAACGCUUCCGAGGCUAGCACUCGGCUGACCCUCGCCAGGUCAACUCUCCCUCUCUCCCUUUCUCAGACUUGGAAGAAAAAGCAUGCUUACUGAAAACGCUCAAGAUCGCUGAGAAUGCAGUGGGUCACCUCGAGCAAGAUGACGAGGUGGUAAUGUUUGCCAUGAGUGAGUCUUGACGUCACUCGUCGUCUGUGCUUCACCCGUAAGCUCAGUCGCUUUUCCAGAUCACGGCUACGAUGUCUAUGUCAAGGACACUGGCGCCCUACUUGGGACGCUUGACGGAAGAAAGCUGGCUCAAGAGGGCGCGAACAUCUAUUCUUUGAGGCGUGCGGCAACAGCAAGGGACGACUUUGACCCGUCCCCUUCCGCUCGCGCAUUUGUGCAGGAGCGACCGUGGUGCAUCGCAGACCAACACACAUCUCUCAAACUCGAACAUGGCAACCUCUGUCCAAGUGAGGACUUUGGAAGUCACGAAUGGCGUGCUGGUAUGAUCCGUGGCAGCACGAUUGUUGGCAUCAGUAUGGGUCAAGAAUUGCUCAUUUGCUCCGACUGGAAAGCCUACUUCAGCGGUGGCAAGCGGGCGAACGACUGCGUUGCACUCAUCCAGUGCACUCGACCAUCAUCUGGCGAAGGUGGGUCAUCGUCCACAUUGUGACGGAGUAGGCGCCACAGCAGCGUUCUUGGCAUGCACAAAGAGCUGAUGCCUGGCAUCAUGCGUUCCAUACAGAUGAUCCAGAUCCAGACCGAUGGUUGACGGCGGCGCACGGUCGCGCGGCUUGGUCCAGCAUGUGAGCUUUGAACUUCUAGAGCUAGUCACAUCGGCGGUAGCGACCACGGCUGACUUCUCUCGUUGGUAAUCCAUCAGGGGCUCGACAUACAUUCUUCCACUGCCAAAGAAGGGCAGACUACCGUCGGCUGGUCCGGACAGUCGCUCAGUGCACUGCUUCCCCAACUCGAUGCCACACAGUCGUAAUACGCGAGUAAAUCGUCAUACUAAGAAGCCCUCCCCAAAGUGCUAUGCUCACGAUGCCUUAAUUCCUCGCAUUUCGCAGUAUGAUGAUGAGCUGCAUGCAUCUUACUAGUGACGGCUUGCUUUCUAAGUUCAUGACCCACUGGAUGUGGCGAGGGAGAGGGGGGGCCAUGGAUGAGGAAGAUCACCCGUCUAUGUUCGACCGGACAGGCAUAAGGUCCAUCAGCUUUGGAUGCGCAGUCGAGACUCGCGACUCGAGCCACAACAGCGAUCGCAGCGCGAGCAGGGAAGCAGCAAAUGAAGGCAUGGAUCGGGUGCGUAGCAUCAGCUGUGUUUGAGAUAGUAUGAAUGCUGCUAACGCUUCAAGGGUUCAACAGAGCGCUUUUGAGGGUUGGCACGAGAGCCAGCAGUACACUUCGCCGACGCUACGUGGAGGCGAUCCGGUGUGA
Messenger RNA from Ceraceosorus bombacis, 2454 nucleotides. Lineage: Eukaryota; Fungi; Basidiomycota; Exobasidiomycetes; Ceraceosorales; Ceraceosoraceae. The record is from the annotation of a GenBank genome assembly.